Molecule: messenger RNA, 1874 nt
Organism: Trematomus bernacchii (emerald rockcod)
Lineage: Eukaryota; Metazoa; Chordata; Actinopteri; Perciformes; Nototheniidae
Gene: map1lc3b
Product: microtubule-associated protein 1 light chain 3 beta
Exons: 4
Coding region: 222-602 (126 amino acids)
Biological process (GO): autophagosome assembly; macroautophagy; cellular response to nitrogen starvation
Cellular component (GO): autophagosome membrane; autophagosome; cytosol
Molecular function (GO): ubiquitin protein ligase binding
Source: RefSeq, a predicted model, not a curated record
UGCUUGCUCGAGCUAGUCCUGGUGAUAACAACACAGCGAGAGGAAGGAAGCGAGGACAUCAAACCGUCUGUGAACUAGUGUCCUUUACUUUGUAUUUUAGCAAGAAGCUACCAGCGCGGUUGACAACUGAGACUUUUAUACAUCGUUUUUAGCUUUUGAAUUGUUGUUACAGCCGCUACCUCCGUUUUUAUCUACUGCCAACUGGUUGACUUUGACGCAAUAUGCCUUCAGAAAAAACCUUCAAACAAAGAAGGACAUUCGAACAAAGAGUAGAAGAUGUGCGACUGAUCCGAGAGCAGCACCCCAACAAGAUACCCGUGAUCAUUGAGAGGUACAAAGGAGAGAAGCAGCUCCCCAUCCUGGACAAGACCAAGUUCCUGGUGCCAGACCACGUCAACAUGAGUGAGCUCAUCAAGAUCAUCAGGAGGCGCCUGCAGCUGAACUCUAACCAGGCCUUCUUCCUGCUGGCUAAUGGCCACAGCAUGGUCUCCGUGUCGGCCGCCAUCUCCGAGGUGUACGAGCGUGAGCGUGACCAGGACGGCUUCCUCUACAUGGUGUACGCCUCCCAGGAGACCUUCGGCACCGCCCUGACCAAUCAGUGAACCACUUCCUGUUUCUUCUUCCACCUGACAGGCCAUCGGACAAUUGUAGUUCUUAGCCCCCCUCCGUGUUUAAGCCACACACCUUUUAGUCUUGCAAACUAAAUCUAAACACAGCGUAAGAUAAUUCCCAGAUUGAUUGGUCGGCAUAUUAAGAUGAGGAACCCGUUCUUUAUCGCCCUAUCUGGUGAAUCAUGUCUGCUGUCAUGGCAACGUACCGCCUGUUAUUUUCAGUUUUGUGGUCUCCUCGGCUGUAUUUAUGUUAAUGUAUAUAUACAUUUCAGGUAGUGCUAAAGUGGUAACGCUCCACCACUUAUAUAUAAAUAUAUACAUUAGCCAAUGAUCAAAGCCAACCUUAGUUUUAAGGGUUUUUGGGGACAGGCGCUGGAGAAAGUUAAGGGUUUCUAGGGUUGUUUUUAUUGCAGUUAAAGGGGAACGUUUUAGAUUUUUAGAGUACUAUUGCCAGAGUAAAAUGCUAAGGAAAUAGCAAAGAUCUUAUUAAUCCAAGCAACUCUGCAGCGUGUGUCACAUUCCCUCUAUUCCUCUGUGUUUUAACGCCUCCCUGCCUUGUAUCCUAAAAGCAUCUUCACUGUAACAAAAACAUGUUUGGGAACUGCUUCUGCUCUUGAAAUGGAUGAUUGUUUGCAACUAAAAAUGCCUUGGUGUACAGAUCAUAGAGCUUAAAGUAUAAAAAGGGUUUCCAAUGAGAGUGUGGACACACUACAAGGAGCAUGGUCCGAGUGCAUGUGUGAAUGGAGGGUGAUAAAUGCUGAUGAGAGGAGGGGGCUGCCAUUUUUUUACUUUUAUCUCCUUUAUCACAAGUAUUUAUUAAGGUGAUGAAGAAAGGUCAAAUCUACAGGGCUGAUUUCCCAGAGCUGUUCGGUUUGACUCUGCUGAAACUCAACAAGCACUUUCAUUGUGGGGAAAACCUGCACUCUAAAAAAAAAAAAAAAAAUCCUGUCUGUCUCUAGAUGGUCCUUCUGUCCUCCUCCUCACCAUCUUCUUCGAUUUAACUGCUUUUAUAUAUCGCAGUAUUUUAUCAUUUUCUUUUAUGUGAUUUUUAUUUUCUUAGUCUGACAUGUCUUCGCUGUCUACUGUAUGUGAAGUACAAAGCCACUGUGUGUGUGUAACGGGGGGGGGGGGGGCAUUCGGCACAGUGGUCUUCUUUCUGCCUGCCCCUCUGUUUCACACACGCAUACACACAUCAAUAUCACACAGCCUCUUAUGUAUUUAUGUUGGUAUUUUGUAAACAAUAAAAGGAGAAAAAAAAGUACA